Messenger RNA from Cyphellophora attinorum, 1767 nucleotides. RefSeq lists its product as uncharacterized. Gene Ontology annotation, molecular function: DNA-binding transcription factor activity; transcription cis-regulatory region binding. NCBI's taxonomy places the organism in Eukaryota, Fungi, Ascomycota, Eurotiomycetes, Chaetothyriales, Cyphellophoraceae. Gene Ontology annotation, cellular component: nucleus. Bases 1 to 1767 code for a protein of 588 amino acids. The transcript has a single exon. The record is from RefSeq and is a predicted model, not a curated record. Gene Ontology annotation, biological process: positive regulation of transcription by RNA polymerase II.
AUGGACAACGGCCUCAAGCAGGGUUUGAGAGCCAUAGAUGUCAAGGCGCAAAUCAAGCGGAACGCAAGCCGCCGACGGUCGCGCGACAACGGACAAGCAUCUGUCCCAGAGACCUGCUCUGUUGUGGUGUCAGCUCGGACUGCUUCACCCUCUUCCGCCGACCGGCCUGUUGUCGCUCAAUUUCCCCCAGGUUGCAACUUCAAGCAAAAGCGUCCUCCGCGCGCUGACGCAGACGAUGUCACUGGAAAUGCAGCUCACAGUUCUCCUCGUGGGAACAAGACGUCGUACAAUUUUGCAGAUCCGCACUUUAUGCUCGAACAUGUCAUGCUCAUGUCCUACCUCGACCAUAUCUUUCCGAUCCUUUACCCAUUCUACCGACCAGUCAUUGCUGAAGGAGCUCGUUGCUGGCUGCUUCCCAUCGCCCUGAGCCACGACUGCCUCCGUCAUGUCGUUGUGGCUCUAGCUACUCAUGUCAUGAGCACAGCUGAGACAACUCCUGGUUCAGAUCAGUAUGUCUGUGUUGCACUGGACCGGGAUUUGAUCCAUACUCAGACAGAGAUUGCUUUACAGACUGCACAAAGGGAUCUGCAGACCAUCAUAACGACGUUUUCUUCUCCACAGGACUUACUGGAAAGGUCGAAGGUCCUCGCCAAUACUGUUCAACUCCUGUCCGUGGAGUCAUAUCUUGGGCAUAACAGCUGGAAAGCACACCUGGACGCGGCAAUCUCGCUGUCGAUUGACAUCUUACAAGCUGGUGCUUCUCUACUCCGCCCAGUCAGCAGCACCACUGGUGGUGAGACAGGAGAUGCAUUCAGUCAGAUCAUUGACCAAUUGAACGUAACUAUAAGCUUCUCGAAACCGCAUCCACCGCUUUGGACGCCUCUCCAGGCAUCGUAUCGCUUUCAUACUGCACUACUGAUCUUCGCUGAUAUAAUCGCUGCUUCCACUCUUCGAAGAACGCCCAGAUUCGCGGCACAUUAUGAUGACAUCCUACUUGAAUCCGGCGGAGCUCAUCAGGUAUUAUCUCAACUUGACCACCCGCCGUCAAGCUCGCCACGACUUGAUUUACUGCGCUACUUUGGCGUCUCGAACAGCACGCUUCUCUUGAUCGCCGAAAUCGCUACAUCAGAUGCCGCGACGUCGUUGCAGAGGUGCGAUCAAGGCAAGAAGGCUGGAAUGGGGCUUGUGGCUCGAGUCCCCGGGCUAGAAAAGCGCAUUCGGGCUGCAAUCGACAACCUCGACGCCGCGUCAAACGUUCAAGCUACAACAAAGGAUGUGCUCUCCAGGACUUCCUGCCGAACUAUCUUGAGCAGUGUACUGCCUACACCGUCGACUGAAGUGCUUUUCCUCAUCAAUCGCAUUUGGGCGCGAGCUGCCUGGUUGUAUCUCGCGCUCACUUUGGGAUUAACCGAGCAGACCCAGACUGGAUCACGAGAACAUUUCUGUGCAGUGGCUCUCGAGGCUGUUGGCCUGCUUGUAAUUAUAUGUGAUGAUUGGGAAUCUGACAAAGAAACACCAGCCUGGCUAAGGAGCAUGGCUUGGCCGAUCUGUGUGACCGGACUGAGCAUACGACGUUGCGAUACGCAACAACGACCCAUGAAAAUUGCCUUUGGCACAGUCCUGGCAGUCUUGGAAGGCAGUGGCCUGGUUCAAGCGUUUGGCAUGGUCAGCCAUGUGAGAAGGGCGGUCGAGGAGUUCUGGUCGAGUGACACGAGCUCCGAUUGGAGCCUUUUUAGUGAGGUGUUGCGAGAUGUGCUCUUGAUAUGA